Messenger RNA from Dermacentor andersoni, 13232 nucleotides. It is a transcript of the gene kcc, whose product is annotated as solute carrier family 12 member kcc. The record is from RefSeq and is a predicted model, not a curated record. Gene Ontology annotation, biological process: potassium ion import across plasma membrane; chloride ion homeostasis; chemical synaptic transmission. Gene Ontology annotation, cellular component: plasma membrane. NCBI's taxonomy places the organism in Eukaryota, Metazoa, Arthropoda, Arachnida, Ixodida, Ixodidae. Gene Ontology annotation, molecular function: potassium:chloride symporter activity.
CAAUGCCAAUCGCAUGUUGGGCUAUUUGCGCCGAAACUUCUCAUCCGCACCAUCGUCACUGAAACUAACUCUCUACAAAACAUUAGUUCGCUCCAAACUAGAAUACGCAUGCGCCAUUUGGGACCCGGCUAACAUUACACUCAUAAACAGCAUAGAAGCCAUUCAAAAUCGUGCAGCGCGUUUCAUCUUAUCAAACUACUCCCGACAUGCUAGCGUUACCUCAAUGAAGAGAACACUUAACUUGCCAGAACUUUCUUUCCGUCGUAGAUGCUUCCGCCUUUCGCUAUUCCAUAAAAUCUACCACCACAACCCUUUGUUGAAAGAACAGCUUAUCACCCAACCGUCAUACAUAUCAUCUCGCUCUGACCAUAGUUUCAAAGUUGGUGUGCCGUCUUCACGUACUAAACUUUGUAGUAAUGCAUUCAUCCCUAGCACAAGCAAAGAUUGGAACCACCUUCCCGCCACCGUUGCAGCCAUCCUGAAUACCGACACCUUCAAUACCAGCAUUCAUGAAACGCCACGUUGAAUCUGUCUUUGUAUAUUGCACAAAUGUUUUGUUAUGUUCACCCACUCCUUUCUGUAAUGCCUUCGGGCCCUGAAAGUAUCUUAAAUAAAUAAAUAAAUAAAUAAAUAAAUAAAUAAAUAAAUAAAUAUAUCAACUUUGCAUGAAUACGCCACUGGGAAACUCACUUUUUUUUUUGGCGCCCGUCGUACGUGAAUUUAAUGCUCUAGUGUGUACCACCCCUAUAUACCACGUUCUGUGCUAUACAACAUAGUCAUACCGACUUUCGAAGUAAAAUCGUGGUUCCUUUAGUUUCCCUAUUUCUAGAGCUUUGUAGGAAGCGAGGAGAUGGAAUGGAACGCAAGAAGCCAUCAUACAGUGGUUAUAUGAAGGUUCCAGAGGUCUCUAGGUACUACGCUAUAGCUGAAAAACUAAACGGGUGGGUGUCGACUGGCCGCCGCAGUAAGCGAACUACUUCGCACUCGUGCGCAGCUAAGUGCCGUGGAAGCAGCCGGCAACAGCUUGCCCAGCAUGAUGAAAACAAAAAAAACAACGGAGCCGAAGCAGACGGCGUGCUUGGUUGGUGCACCUGUGAGCUCUUGUCGGUGCGCAGCUGCACCUCUCGCCCCACUCGUCCCUGACCGCGCUGCAUCCCUCUCCACCAGCACCACGCUAUCCCCUUCUCUUUCAUUGUUGCAACACAGCUGUGUUCCGCUGAAUAUGUCCCCGUCUGUUUUCCGUUUGCUCUUCUCGCGCGCCACUCAUGCCGCACGCGCGCGUAUUUUUAUUUUCCUUUUCGCGACAUCUCCGCGGCCGAUCGGUGCAGGCCGACUUAUUUUUCUUUCCCUUUGCUUUUUUAUUCCGCACACCGUGGAAACUCGCGUCGUCUGCCCGUAUUGCCUCCUCGGCGGCGGAACCUUAUAGCCGCUCGAGCACGCGCUCUGACGCCGCAAACUCCGCGCGCGCUUCUCCCCACGCAGCACCGCGGUCUCGGAUCCGGCGCCGGAAGCGCGCCGUGCAGUUUCUCCUUUUGUUUUGCUUCGUUCUUCCUUGCUCUUCUUUUGGCCGCCACACGGCGACGACGGUGUCUGCAAGCGGUCGUAAAUUUCCCCUCCUUGGCCAGUUACAUUCUCGGCUUGCCUGCUACACUUCGUACAGCGGAGGAGCCCGAGCGACGUUCAGCCAGGACGAGAAGGACACGAGUGGCAUUUGAGUGUAUAUUCACAAAGUUAAGACGAAACAAGACACUCGCUGACGAGCCAAGAGGGCGAAAACAAAGGCACGAUACACGCCGGAGACGGAAUGUAUGGUCCGCCACGACGACGAAAAGCACGAGUGCGAGGCCGCCUAGCGGAGCACCGUUGAAAUGGAUGGUCGGCCGGGUCGUAUUUCGCUUGCUCUCGAUAGGAUCGUCCAGGAGCCCGAGGGAGCGUUUGCGUCCACGUCCGGAGGCACGAGGCAUCGCGUCCGAUUCCAGGAGCUCCAGCAUCUUCUUCAAGGUGACUCUGCGCAGUGCGACGAACGGCCAAUCAUCCAGGAUGGCGGCCUGUCCAGCUAUGAACGGAACCUGUACCUUUACCACGAGGAAAUGCCCGACCGUCCAAGGGUGGCUACAUUGCUCAGCAGCCUGGCCAACUACGAAGUGGCGAUCCCGUCUGUCGCGGGGGAAGAGGCCCAGGCUGCUCCCAAGAAAGCCAAUCUUGGGACGUUGGCGGGUGUUUACUUCCCCUGUAUCCAAAACAUCUUCGGUGUCAUCUUCUUCAUCCGUCUCGUCUGGAUAGUCGGCACAGCCGGCGUCCCUGUCGCCUUCCUCACCGUCUUUAUGUGCUGUUGUGUGACAUUUACAACUUGCAUUUCUUUGAGCGCUAUUGCAACCAAUGGAAUUGUGCCAGCGGGUGGUUCCUACUUUAUGAUCUCGCGAUCCCUGGGUCCGGAGUUUGGAGGUGCUGUGGGAAUUCUCUUCUACCUAGCCACCACCGUGGCAGCAGCCAUGUACAUUACUGGCGCUGUUGAAAUAUUUCUGAAUUAUCUGGUGCCUGAGAUGUCUUUGUACGGAGACUUCCGGGAAGAUCCAGAGGUCAUGUACCACAACUUCCGUACCUAUGGCAGCAUCCUGCUGGUGCUGAUGACCUUUGUGGUCUUCAUUGGUGUUGCCUUCGUCUCCAAGCUUGCACCGAUUGCCCUCUUCUGUGUUCUCAUCUCCAUCACUUCUGUAUAUGUGGGAGCCUUCGUCAGCUAUGCUGGAAAGCCAGGUGUUGAGAUUUGUGUUCUGGGUGAUCGCAUCCUGAGUGGUGGAGAUUACAACUGCACCAAGGACCGUAACGUUUCCAACUCUCUUUGGCACAUUUUCUGCAAAGAGAAUGAAAACAAAUCACUGGAAGAGGACCACACUUGCUACCCGUAUUUCGAGGAACAUGAGGCGCACACACGAAGUGCGCUGCCUGGUCUGGCCAGUGGUGUCUUCUUUGAGAACAUUCCUGUCAUGUUUAAGGAGAAAGGUGAAGUGAUCUCAGCAUCAGAUGAAUCUUACUUCCCGUCCAAGAGCGAGUCAUACAUCCAGAUUUUGUGUGACAUUACCACUUCCUUCACUUUCCUUGUGGCCAUUUUCUUCCCUUCAGUUACUGGCAUUAUGGCUGGAUCAAAUCGUUCUGGGGACUUAGCUGAUGCUCAGAAGUCAAUCCCUGUUGGAACCUUGGCUGCACAACUGACUACUUCUAUUGUCUACAUUUCUGGAGUGUUUCUUUUUGGUGCAGCAUUUGACAACCUUUUCCUCAGAGACAAGUUUGGCGAAAGCAUAGGAGGUGGCCUAGGGGUGGCACAGUUGGCCUGGCCCCAUCCAUUGCUAGUGGUGUUGGGAUCUCUCCUGUCUACAAUUGGAGCUGGACUGCAGUCUCUCACUGGUGCACCACGUCUGCUUCAAGCCAUUGCCAAAGAUGGCGUUAUUCCUGUGCUCAAUGUCUUCGCGGUCAGUUCCUCAAGGGGCGAGCCCGUGCGGGCCUUGCUUCUCACUGCAUUCAUCUCGGAGCUGGGCAUCCUCAUUGGCAACCUUGAUCACAUUGCCCCCAUCCUCACUAUGUUCUUCCUGAUGUGUUACAUGUUUGUAAACUUGGCCUGCACUCUGCAGAGCCUUCUCAAGACACCGAAUUGGAGGCCACGUUUUAAGUACUACCACUGGUCACUUUCCUUGGCGGGAGUGAUUCUUUGCCUCGUGGUCAUGUUUUUAAGCAGUUGGUACUAUGCACUUGCUGCCAUGGCAAUUGCAGGAAUCGUGUAUAAGUACAUUGAAUACCGGGGAGCUGAGAAAGAAUGGGGAGAUGGUCUACGUGGUCUAGCCCUGAGUGCUGCCCGCUACAGUCUGCUACGCUUAGAAGAAGGACCACCCCAUACUAAGAACUGGAGACCCCAAGUGCUUGUCCUGUGCAAACUCAACCAAGACUACAUGCCCAAAUAUCGCAAGCUUAUCACCUUUGCCUCACAACUCAAGGCUGGAAAAGGCCUGACACUCGUCUGCUCUGUUUUGGAAGGAGAGUACAGCAAAAUGUACAGUGAAUGCCAGGCAAGCAAACAGAGCUUGAAGAAAGUACUUGAAGAAGAGAGAGUGAAGGGCUUUGCGGAUGUUGUUUCUGGAGGAAAUACCAUUGAUGCCAUCUGCCAUAUCAUCCAAACUGCUGGCCUUGGUGGACUCAAACACAACACUGUUAUCCUUGGCUGGCCGUAUGGUUGGAGGCAGUCUCCUGAUGAGCGCUCAUGGAAGGUUUUCAUUGAAACUAUUCGAAAUGUUUCGGCUAGCAAGAAUGCUCUCCUUGUGCCAAAGAACAUCAACCAGUUUCCAGAUAACACCGAGAAGCUCCAUGGAACGAUUGACGUGUGGUGGAUUGUUCAUGAUGGUGGCCUGCUCAUGCUCUUGCCAUUCCUGCUGAGGCAGCACAAGGUUUGGAAGAACUGCAAGCUGAGGAUCUUCACUGUUGCUCAGCUUGAAGACAACAGCAUUCAAAUGAAGAAAGACCUGGCCAUGUUCCUCUACCACCUGAGAAUAGAUGCAGAAGUGGAAGUUGUGGAAAUGAAUGACAGCGACAUCUCGGCAUACACCUAUGAAAGAACAUUAAUGAUGGAGCAGCGUACAGAGAUGCUCAAGCAUAUGAGGCUGAGCAGGCGAGAAACCUUGAGCAUGAUUCAAACAAUUGUGGAUCAUCACCACAAUCCUCUCCAGAACCAUACUAGUUCAAAGGUGCGGUUUAGUGACAAACCACCUCAGCAAGCUGGUGACUCAGAAUUGGUGGAUGUAGUUGCUGAUGAAGACAAUCGUUCGUCACGCCACUCAUCCCGGCACUCAUCGCCAACAAAGUCUGCCUCAGGUUCACCUACAAAGCAGGCUUCUUCACCACCCAAAGAGAGCUCACCUGUCACUGCUGCUGAGGAUGAUGGGAAAGCAAAAACUGAAAGCCCAGAGAAGAAAGCACAGGACGGCUCUGGAGAUGCCAGCGCUGCUUCUUCUAAUGGAGUGGCAAGCAAGGGCCCCUCUGCCACACCAGCUGUUGCUGCUGCUGCCACAUCGGAUAGCCAGAAGCCAGAGUUCGACAGCCUCAUGAAAAUAAAGCCGGAUGAAGCCAAUGUGCGCCGUAUGCACACUGCAGUGAAACUGAAUGAGGUCAUCGUAAAUAAAUCGCAUGACUCCAAGUUGGUAAUCAUCAACCUUCCUGGACCUCCUAGGAUCCAGAGAGGAGAGGAAAACUACAUGGAGUUCUUGGAAGUGCUCACAGAAGGUCUUGAGCGUGUACUGAUGGUUCGUGGUGGAGGCCGUGAAGUGAUCACCAUCUACUCUUGAGCUGAUGGUACCCCCUGCAGAGUUGCCCUUGCUGUGACCCUGCUUGAAGAGCUCAUGGCAGUGCUCUUCUCUUCCGCUGUCAUACUGUAUUAUUUAUUUUUUUGUGCAUUUUUAGAGCGUCUAAAAGUAAGUAAGAUGCCCCCUUUCAAGGUGGUUUUGAGACAAGAGUCAAGCCUUGUGGCAUGCCUGUUUAUGUCGCGAAGAUUGUGACAAAUGAAAUGUGACACACAUACUGAAACGUGCUGUAAACUGUUGUACUUAAGUAACAUUCUACACCAACCACUGAUAAGGGUUACUAUGAGAAGUAAAGUGCCACUCGAAUGUAAUGGAACGUAGUGCCACUGUUAUUAUGUAAGUUUUUGUCAGCCGAGACGCGAUAAAACAGAAAAGGCUGUGUGAUGCACUACAUAGCUUAUGAAUAAGGACUGUGUUUUUAAACAUUGAUAUAAUGUGACUCACUUUUUGAAGAUAUUUAUUGGCAUCAAUAUUUGUUUAUAAAGGGUUGGUCCAGCUGCUUCCAGACAUAAUAAAUCCUAUUACUGCCAUUGUGUUCCAAAUUACAAGUCUAUGUUAACUGCAGACAGUCUUUCUCAUGGCUGCAGAAAUUAUUUGUAAGGUCAUACUUUGACUUGGUUUAUGAAACAUAAGUCAAUGGGUCUCUUUCUGAAUUUAUCAGCAAGUGCUGAAAGCUCUGUUCAACUUGCAUCUCUUGCCUUGUGAUAAUGUGCGUGCAUGCAUAUGUGCCCAAAGCCAGUCACUGCAGUUUUCAGCAAAGGACCCCUGAUGUGCCACCCAAAAGUUGUGAUCCAUUGUACGAGAGCUAAGAGUUUAGACAUUUAGAGAGUGAUAUUGCUGUGAUUGGUUGUUUCUGUCUUAAAGUUGGCUGCCUUGUGGAAAUGCAGAGCAAACUGCAAGCAAACAGCUGGGCCUCUGAAGUGUGAGGCACUGCCGGCCAACUUUUAUAGAUCUCAUUGUGGGAUCUGCAAAAUAUGUUGAUGCAGUAGUACUGCCACAAUGCUCGACAUCUUGUGCACAUGUUUCAGUGAUUAAAGCUGCUUAUUUAGUAAACAGCUGCAGGGUGAUCUUUUGAAGGCAGACUUGCCUUUUCUUUUUUUUCUUCCAGAGUUUUAUGUGUGCUCAAGUCUGGUAAAAUGGUUGCAAUUUUUUUUUUCUUAGUUCUAAGUGCAUUGGUGUAGCUUUCCUUUGCGUGUGCUUAACAAACAGUGCAUUGUAGUUAAGUAUAUCAUACUUGUGAAUACCUGUGACCUAAUCAUACAAACAUGAAUCAUCAUGUGCAAAAGUGCUAGUCGCAUUCCCAAGUGUGUUUGUAACGUUGUUUGUUCUGUUUCUCAUUACAGCACCAUAUGUGUGUUUUCCUGUGCGAAUUCUUCUUGCUGCAUUUCUCCAUCUUUCCUUUUCUGCAAGAUGUAAAUCUGUUGGUCUUUUUAUUAUUAUAGUAAUUAUCUACUUGUCAGCUGAAUUGUCCUUUAGUGUGCAGUUCCGAAUGACAGCAUCCACAUAGAGAUCAUUUGGUGGUGUUGGUGUAUUGCAAGCUAGCUGUAACUUGUUUCACCAGUGUUUACACAGGUGGACAACUCUUAAGAGUUAUCACUGUGAAAUCACUGGAUGACUUGGCAUGUUUCACAGAAACUAAACACGUCUACCUGCAAAAUGUGAAUAACGUAGCAGCAUGCAUUUGCAAUUCAUGCUGUAGGCCAGUCUAAAUGUGCUCUGCCUUUCAUUUGCUCCUAUACACUUCUCUUGCUGUGUCCUUCUCUUUGUGAGCCUUAUUAUCGAGGAUCUAUGAUGGCUUUUAAUACCUUUGCAUAGAUUUUGCAUGGUCCUUGCAGAAUGUAGUUGUGUAGAAGCUGGGAGAUCUUUGUGUAUAUGUACCACAAGCAAAACCAUAGUACCUUGUAGCCAUAUGUACACAUGUGACAAUCCUCCCAGCAGCAUUUCUUUUAUCUGCAAGGCUCAACAAAACAACUGCACUUAGUAACAAAAAUGAAAUGAAGACAAUGUUGUUUUAAAAUAUUGGUUAACUUGAAGUGCAUUGGAGUGGCUCAGGGCUGUUUGCUUUUCCUGGCUGUUCUUUACAAAGUUGCAAUAAAUAAUGCCUAGUGACUUCAAGUUACAUGAAUGAAUGCACCUUAGCGCUUUAGUUUGUAAUGUAUUUAUCUGUGCUGUAGGAGUAGUUUAAAGUAGUGUUUUCAUUUUAAGCAUGCAAGAAUAAUAUGAAUCUAAACCAGUGUGUUGAGUGAGCUAGCUUGUGUCUUAACUUUAUGCAGGAACUUGUUUGUUUGGAGUAAGCUGCUUAUAUGCACUUUCAACUCACUAACUAGGGCAUUAAGCAGUAUGGUAUUCAGAAAUGCAUUUAUUUAGACUGGCUUGUCAAGGUUAUUUUUUUGUAAAUCCUUUCUUUUUGCUUUAUGAUGAGGCUUACAGCAAUUAGGCAUCUGAGCUGUGCAUCACAAGACCUAAAAAUGGCUUGAAAAGGGCUUUAUGGAAAAAACAACAGCAGCAACAAAAGGCAGAAUGACUGAAACUUACGACGAGCUUUGCCAACUGAACAAAUGCAGUGGCAGUUGCAGCAAAUACACAGUGAUGUCACGUUGUUUGACAGACAUAAUUCAAGGUGAACUCUGCAGGUUCACUUUCCUACUUCUAAAUUUGCUCUUUGUGGCAUACUCUCUUCCUUCUUCACUAUUAGUCAGACAAACAACGUGUGCUGCAGCCUGAAGUGUGACUACUUCAGCAUUCACACGCUGUAGCCAGGUCUGUAGCUGUCCUUGACACAUGUGAUGUCUGCCAUUUGGCAUGUGUUUCCUAGUUGGGUAACAGUAGCAGUUAGUGAGGGGCUUUUAGGGGAAGCAACACCAAAGAUGGCCACAGAAAAGUUGUUGAGAUGGCAGUGGCCUGACCGCCAGUGUAAGUAGAAAAAAAAAAGGGAUAGGCAUGAGGCAGCGGGCCUGUUGGAUGUGUUUCCCCCUGCAUAGCUCAAUAUUGACUGUUACAAAUAUACGAAUGUUAGAGAAGCACUGACUGUAUUUUUGUAUGUACAUACUCUUUUUUCCCUGACCUUCCAGAUGUGAAAACGUAAAAAAGACAUGCAUUUAUGCGACAACGUGCAUAUUUGGUGUGGACACUAGCCUAGACAACUGGUGUAUGAAUAUCUUUAAGAGUACUUAGGUCAUGCAGCUAAAUGUUCUGAUUAUUACUGUGUGGCAUUGUCGUUUGAUGUCUGGUUUACUUGUGGUUUGCUGUUAUGUUGAACCUGGACAAAUAACUUCCACUUGUGGUGUGGACUAUAGCCAUCAGCAAGAUAUGCAAUUUGUUGAUCUUGGCCUGCCCCCAUACGAGUUGUGACUGGCAGUAACCCAGUGGCAGCGUGCUGUUACUUUUUCCUUUCACUUCCUUGCAGCACUUCCCAGAUAGCGGCUCACAGUGGCUCUCAUAUUUCCAGGCUUUUGCCUGUAGUAUCAGUGAUGAGUAAUUUGAGGUGGUUUUAAGCACUCGGCUCACAAGCAGCAAAGUGUAAAUGCAUACAAAAAGACUGGCAUGUCUGAACAGAGCUCUUGGUUUAAUUGGAAUUAUAAUAUUGUGCAGAAAAGCAUAGACCAAGUCAUUGCUAGUAUAUCCUCACAUGCCUGGUUGCUGUCUAGCUACCUUGCUCUUUGCCUGUUCGAAAGCAGUUCUGUAAGCUUUUAUAUGUACAUAUGUCUGUGAAAUGCUACACUCUGUCCCAGAUUUGUACAACUAGAUUACCAUGAUACAACGCUAGCUGUUCUCACUUCUAGCUUCCUGAAACAUGUAAAGUGCAGUUUUUGUGUCUCAUAACUCAUUAUAUAUAUAUAUAUAUAUAUAUAUAUAUAUAUAUAUAUAUAUAUAUAUAUAUAUAUAUAUAUUCUCCUUUUGAUGUGAUACUGCAAGAAACAAAGGUGAGAUAUGCCAGUGCUGGAAACCGCAAGGAUCGACAUUUGCAAGAUAAGCCUACCACUGCUGCCAUUUUCUGAGUAGUACUUGCUCGAGGCUAGGUUUGCUGUUUUUUUUUACCACUGCUUUGAUCUAAUUCUUUAUCAUCAUUUGUGUGUCUGUGAGGCUCAAAGGGCAUCCACAGUCAUCUAAUGUUCAUUUUGGUUGAGGCAACUUUAAAAUGCUGCUGUGUCAACAUUUAUAUUAGCAAUUCCUCAGUGCUAUAUUUAUUUGUUGAACACUUGUAUUUGAGGAAUGUGUGUGUAUGUCAUCUUAGAACUCAUAGCUGCCAUGAGGCAGUUUUGAUGGGCAUUCAUUUCAGUGGUGUGCAAUGUUUUCUUGUGACCCUGUUCAGCGACAUGCUCUUGAAGGCGUGAUAGGCACCUACAGACACAUGUGCUUCAUUAUUGUUGCAUCUAAGCUUCAGCCUAUCCAAUUUACAGAAGUUUGUCAUCACCAUAAAGAACAUUAGCAAAGAAUCUUUAAGGAAACUGUUAAUAAGUAAACAAUUUAAUGCGCUGUCACUUCAGAACAGUGCAAACCACUCAUAACAAGUAGGCAUGUUAUUGACAGCUCGCAUGAUUUGUGAAGAAUUUAUAUAAUAAGAAUUAAUAAUUAGUUAUCGUAUUAACGCAGUUGCCGAUAUCUGUCAUCAUUAGUUGCCUGCCAGGAAUUAACACCAUCAGAUACAAGUGUACACACUUAUUAAAAUAAUCUUGUGGGAUUAACUUUCAUGCCCAGGGCAUACAUUACUGUGUGCCAUUUGCCAGGCACAACACUGCUACUUGCUCAUCAAUUUCUACACUGCAGCUGCACAAAACUGACAUAAAAAGUUAUAUAUAAGAGAUAAAGAGAACUAUAUUCAUCAUAGAUUGUAAAGGUAUACAUUGUGAUAUGUAUCCUAACACAUUCUUUUUCACAUUCACUAUCACUUCAGCAUAGGAUAAUUCUGUUGUGAGAUUGUCGAAAUAUCCAGGCUGGACACUAGCAAGGCCCAGGUUUUAACAACUAACUAGCUAACUAAACUAAACUAACUAGUUUUAACUAGCAAGGCUUUAACAUGUACAACUUACUGACCAGGUGAUAUAAGCAGUGCUGCAAUGAUUCUUUGGGUGCAUUUAGCAAUGCCACUCUUCCAGUAAGGCUAAUUUCAUCAUAAGCAAUUACACUAAAGCUAUGGUCCACUCUUACUCCUGCUCCUUGGGUCAGCGCAUCUGAUGUCUUGUAUUAGUGCACAGCUAUUCAUUAAAAAGCCAGAACACCUGAUUCAAAUGGCACUGUUUAUGUGAUGUGUUUACUUGCUUUGUCAAAUAAGUCAGUAAAAGAAACAGGAAGCUUGAGUGCUGCAAAUUAUCUGUGUGUGAGGAGUUCCACUGAGGACACUUGAGCACCUCUGAGGUAGAGGAAAUGAGUUGCAGCAUACAUUUGCAGCAUACUGCAUUGAAUGCUUAUCUUGGGUAAAACUGUACAGGUACUGGUUCAAUACCUGGACCUAUUUAGUGGUGCAGCCUGAGAAUUAACUUUUCACCAUGGUUUACCUGCCAUCACACAUUCAGCAUUCAGCAGCUAUGUAUUGUGCUUUUGACAUGUUUGAAACUGGAGCUGCCAGGAAAAAAAAGGUUUACGAGAUAUGGUGCCGUCAUUUUGCUCAUCCUGCACCUCUUCCAAGAGCAUACUAACGAGCCAGCCUAUGCAAUGUCAAUGCAAUCACGUGUGCGAGAUCAUUGUCCUCAAAGUCCUUUUUUUUUUCUUCUAAGUGCAAGAUUUGUGUUCUAUAAAGUCAAGGUGCUGACUUUUCCUAAAUUUGGGAAGCAGGCAAUGACGCAAAAUUGGUGUGCUCGCCACUUGCCACUGUUGCGAUUGGUGCAUUGCUGCAUGCGCACAAUGUACAGGCACUCAUGUGAAGAUAUUUGUGCAAGUGAAGUACGGUCACAACAGUGCCAACAAUUGGCUUAUGCAUUAGGGGCGGGGCUGCCAGCUUAAAUCUUUCCUUCAUGGUAAGACAGGACAAAGUCUACUAAAACAUGCUGCACCCUGCAUUGUGUUGAAUUCAUACCUGUAACAAAACCUGUUCUUUGCAUGGGCUCUUUGUAAUGCCAUCCCAUGGCAACAACGAAAUGGAUUGAGGCGCAUGGCUUGCUACAUGCUUUUAUGGAUGUCUUCUAUUUUUUCCUGUUGGCCACCUGGAAAUGAAUGGUGAUGGUACUGUUGAUUAUAUGAUCACAGAAGCUGAAAGAACUGGCCCAGUAAGCUGCUGCCCUUGUGUUGGUGUUUAGCACUAUGAAGGCAAAAAAAAAAGCUUAACAACUUGUUGCUUGAUGUUUACUGUAGUUUAUCAUCUCUGUUUAGAUCUACUAUUUAUAUAGUACUUUCCUUACAUGUACAAGUGCUGUAACUAUACCUUUCCAGUGCUUACGAGUGUGAAUGCUUAGCUAGCAACGCACAUGGGAUGACAAACUGAACAGAAGCAUGCUGUUUCUGUUUGGCUACUAUGGUACUCAAAGACACAAGAAGUUACAUAUAUGACACAAGGAGACGUUACAGCCUGAACGAGGACAUCUUGCACUAUACACAUGUUUAUAAACCCUGUACUAAACUAAAUGAACACACUGAUGGAUGAGCCUUUUUUUCCCUUAAGCCAACAUACUAUUCAUGGCAGCGAGGAAGAGGCACAGGAGAGUGGGUAGCUAGCAUUUUGUUGGGAAAAGAAAUGAUAAAAUAUGCACAAACGUGGCUUGGUUCAUCUGGUGCUUAGUAUGGUCGAAUAGGUGCCACACCUAGAACCAAUCUUGAAGGGGCCUGACUGGAGCACUGCCCUACCUGCACAUCUGCAUGCUCAUUGGCACACUUUCAAACAAAACACCACAAUGUGCAAUAGACUUGGAAUGGCGUGUGCUUAUGGUUUAUCUCACCGCUCUCUAGGAGGCAUAGACUUGUCUCGCCAUUCGCAUCUAUGACUGUUGUUGUUCCCAUAGCUAGAAACGGGUUUUGGCCGUGAGAGCACCCUGUGUGCAACAAGUGGUUGCUGAGCAAGAAAAUGCACUGUGCUGCAGAAUUACAUUAUUGGCAUCAUGUAGGUAGUUCUAAAACGCUCCUAAACUUUCCUUCAUGAAAGAUGCUUAAGAUGCAAUUGGACAGCUGCUCUAUUUGCGAAAUAGUUCUACAGCCAUACACACUCGCGAGACCAGACAGUUGAACGAAAAAAAUAUUUAACACUACAAUCACACAUUGGCUGAUUAUGUGCACCUUGACUGUGCAUAGACAUUUCUCUGACGCAAGGCUGGAGACCAAGCUUUUUAAAAGGAAAGUUUGUUGAUAUGCACCUAGCAAGUAGUUGCAUACAUAACAGAUGGUUCAAUAGAUUGUUCUGAAGCCACUCAACCGACGCGCCUCCUGCCACGGAGAGUUUUGGAUGUACUUUAUAGGUAUAGGCCAACCCCUGCCCAUGUACUGCAGUGGUAUGUGAAUGCCUGUGUGCAUUGUAUCAACAACCUCGUCAGCAGGCAGUACUGAAUGCUUAGAUAGAACUUGUUGCUGGUCAAGCGUGCACCGCCAUUCGCAAGUGCAACAGUGCUUCAUGGUUUACGCCAAGUGGAGCCAUUUGCAUUGCGCAGGUUGGUGAAUUGAGUAUGUUUUCUGAAAAGAGAGUUACGAGAGUAGAAGGAAUGUGUGGCAAAUGUUUUAUAGUAGUUCUCUUUGCCUUGUUGAUAUGGUGCCAUCUCUUGGGGCAACCUCUUUCUUUCUUUUCCCUCGCGUUUUGUUUUUCACAUCAGCAGUAACAGGUCGUUGAUGGUGAUUGUAAUAGUUUAAAGGCUUGUGUUCUCAACCCUAGAUUGUAUGUAUGCCAUUCUCCAUCGAUGUCUCGCUCUUCCAUUUGUUUUCGUUACGUGAAAAGUUUAUCAGAGGAAUAAUAAAGACAUCUUGUUAACCUUU